AAAACCGCUCAGUCGCCGAUUUCGUUAACAUUCAACGUAUACCUACGUGCAAGUACGCGCUAAUCCUACAGUGGUUUAAAAAUAAAUCGUCGUGUUUAAAGCCACGUGAAUAAUAGUUAGCGAUGAACGAGGAACAGUCGAAAAAGCUUCACAUACCUUAUCCUACAGGUCCACACGCAACAGGAUGUAUGGAAUUAAUGACAGAAUAUUCCGAAGAAGGAUGUUUUGCGAGAGUAUUUUACCCGACUAACAUUCCAUCUGAUCAAUUGGAUAAAUACUCUGAUAAAUGGGUUCCGUGGAUGCCAAAUGAAAUGUAUUUGAAAGCAUUUGCCAAUUCUCUUCGUUUACCUUAUUUCAUAUUCAAAUAUUUUCCACAAAUCAUCGGCCAAGCACCAUAUUACAUACCAACCAUUAGUGAUGCACCGCUAUCGGAUAAAGAACAAUCGUAUCCCUUUGUCAUAUUUUCACACGGUUAUGCAGCAACGAGAUUUGUUUGCUCAGAAUUUUGUAACACUUUAGCGUCACACGGAUUUAUAGUCGCUGCCAUUGAACACAGAGACAAAUCAUCGCCUCUUACGUAUUACUAUGAUUCUCCCGAAAGCGCAGAACAGGACAAACCCACGUGGGUCAACUAUCGACAUUUCCAUAAGACCUACAACACGGAUAAUUAUCUCCUAAAAAAUAGCCAAUUGAAAGUUCGGCAUAAAGAAUGCACCAAACUUCUGAACACAUUUUUAGACAUCAAUGCAGGCGGUUCCGUGAAGAACAUACUCAAGUCAUCGUUUGAUCUGAAUCAAUUCAAUGGCAAGAUUAACAUUAACAAAAUAAUAACAUCUGGAUUUUCGUUUGGCGGAGCAACCGCCAUGUAUAAUGCAUGUUAUGACGCUCGUUAUCAAGUUGCUAUAAUUAUCGACGGUUGGAUGUUUCCGUUAAAAUCAGAGCCAUUUUUGAACAUUCAACAACCAAUUUUGUUCAUCAACACACACACAUUCCACAUUGCAGUAAAUCUGAGAUUGAUUCGCCAGUAUUUCUGUUCCAAAGGUAUUCGGAAAAUAUACACAAUGAAAAAUACCACUCACGAAAGUCCGACGGAUACACCUUUCAUACAUGGUUACUGGUUAGACUUGCAGAUGCUGAAGAAGUUGGAUUCUAAAACGGCAUUAAAUCUACAGAGUAGUCUAGUAGUUCAAUUUUUACGAGACACCAUCGGUUGCCCGACAAAUUCUGACAAUGCACAAAUAUUCAUAAAGGAACAUUCUGACGACUUAGUAGAAGACGUAAUUCCUUAUAAAAAAAGAGUUAUACGAAAAAUUGGAAUUUAUCCUUGGUGAACAAUGAACACUACAAGUUCAUAGAAUAAAGAUAAAAAUUGACUAUUUAAAAUAAAAAUCACACAUUUUUAACCAAUUUCCUAAGUAUAAUAAAUAAUAUAUUACCUACCUAAUUGUGUACGAUUUAAUAUGAAUUAGAUCUCAAGGUCAUACAUAUUUAAAUAAAAUACUAUUAAAGUUAAAAUUGUUCGAAAACACUACUAUUAGAUCUUUAUUCUUUAUACUGUGAAUAUUAAUUACAAUAAAUUCUCUGUCUAGCAAAAGAGCACUCCGAUUCAACGUAUCCUCUUUCGACACCAAUCCAACGAUACCUACCUAUAAGUUUCCUUGAUAUUUUAAUCAUUCAUAAUUAUUAUAAUUUUAAUUUAUUCUCAACUACAUCAACAACUUGUUAUUAUGAGAUUAUUAAGGAUAAAUUUAAACCUACAUUUCCUUAUAUUUAGCUAAAUGUAUUAGAUUUUUAUUUUAUACAAUAUUGUUUUAUAGUGUAAUCACAAUUUAUAUAAAAAUAUAAUGUAAAUAUUUCAA
Messenger RNA from Metopolophium dirhodum (rose-grain aphid), 1859 nucleotides. Its product is annotated as platelet-activating factor acetylhydrolase-like. NCBI's taxonomy places the organism in Eukaryota, Metazoa, Arthropoda, Insecta, Hemiptera, Aphididae. The record is from RefSeq and is a predicted model, not a curated record. The coding region runs from base 123 to 1331 and encodes 402 amino acids. The transcript has 9 exons. Gene Ontology annotation, molecular function: 1-alkyl-2-acetylglycerophosphocholine esterase activity.